Molecule: messenger RNA, 922 nt
Organism: Jatropha curcas
Lineage: Eukaryota; Viridiplantae; Streptophyta; Magnoliopsida; Malpighiales; Euphorbiaceae
Source: RefSeq, a predicted model, not a curated record
UAUAUAUAUAUAUAUAUCUCCAUAUGUAUACAUACACCCUUAUUUUCGUAACAAACACAUAUCUAAGAGACCAAAACUUAAAGAUUUCUCAUAAACUUCCAACAAUAUGACGGUUAGUUCUCUCUGUCUCCGGUCAUCUGCUAGCUACUGCGUGUUUUCUUCAUUGCUUGUGUCCAUUGCAAAUGCAAAAUAAAUAUGAAGCUUAUAUUCCUUAUGUUGCAGAUCACAGAAAUGAGAGUGCAUAUGGAUUGUCCUGGCUGCGAGACCAAAAUCAAGAAGGCUCUUCAGAAAGUAGAUGGAAUUGAUGAUAUAGACAUAGACAUGGCCAUGCAAAAGGUGACAGUAAUGGGUUGGGCAGACCAGAAGAAGGUUCUUAAAGCAGUAAGGAAGACAGGAAGAAGAGCAGAGCUAUGGCCGUACCCUUAUAAUCCUGAAUACUAUAACUUCAACCAACAGUAUUACUAUCUGCAGAAACAAGAAACCCAACCAGCUGCACUCACCUAUUAUGAAACUCAGUACUCCACUUCCUCUUACAACUACCGCAAGCAUGGAUACAGUAAUGAGGACUAUGGCUAUUACCAAACGCCACCGUAUUCAAUUGCUGUUGAUGAACAGGCUAGUGCCAUGUUCAGUGAUGAAAAUCCUCAUGCUUGCUCUAUAAUGUGAUGAUUUCUCAGGACACAGUUUCUCCAUAUAUUUUAGAGUUUGAUUUUGAGUUCAAGAGUUCUUGUAAUAAAUAUUGUUGUUUCUGUGAGGGAAAAUUAACCUCGUACGCAUUAAGGAAGUGCAAGAUAUUAGUAAGGUGUGGCGUAUAUAUAAAUAUGAUUUAUUAAUCAUGAAUAGCUAUAUAUACUUAAUUGCACGAUCACAGGAUUAGCUAAAUUUAAUGUUUGAGAAGUGAGAUACAUUUUCUUUUUUUAUA